Messenger RNA from Brachypodium distachyon (stiff brome), 1539 nucleotides. Its product is annotated as beta-glucosidase 12-like. NCBI's taxonomy places the organism in Eukaryota, Viridiplantae, Streptophyta, Magnoliopsida, Poales, Poaceae. Gene Ontology annotation, molecular function: beta-glucosidase activity. Gene Ontology annotation, biological process: carbohydrate metabolic process. The record is from RefSeq and is a predicted model, not a curated record. Bases 1 to 1539 code for a protein of 512 amino acids. The transcript has 13 exons.
AUGGCUGCCGCAGCAUUGGUGGCGAUGCCUGCAGGUCGCCUUGUGCUCCCGUUUCUCCUUCUGGCUGUCGCUUCCGCCGCCUACGACGCCGCCGGCCGGACACCCAUAGGUCGGACAAGCUUCCCCAAGGGGUUCGUCUUCGGGACAUCCUCCUCGUCCUAUCAGUAUGAGGGUGGUGCAAUGGAGGGGGGCAAGGGACCAAGCAUCUGGGACAACUUCACUCACCAGCACCCAGAUAAAAUUGCUGACAGAAGCAAUGGGGAUGUGGCAGUGGACUCCUACCAUCUUUACAAGGAAGAUGUACGCCUCAUGAAAGAUAUGGGAAUGGAUGCAUACAGGUUCUCUAUAUCAUGGACAAGAAUUCUUCCAAAUGGAACCCUGAGAGGUGGAGUCAACACAGAAGGCAUCAAGUAUUACAACAGCUUGAUCAACGAGCUCCUGUGCAAAGGUGUGCAGCCAUUUGUGACCCUUUUUCAUUGGGACUCUCCUCAAGCACUGGAAGAUAAAUAUGGGGGGUUUCUUAACCCUAAUAUCAUAAAUGACUAUAAAGAUUACGCUGAAGUCUGCUUCAGAGAGUUCGGAGAUCGAGUGAAGCACUGGAUCACGUUCAAUGAGCCAUGGGCUUUUUCCGUUGGGGCCUAUGCAAUGGGUGUGCUUGCGCCAGGCCGUUGCUCGCCCUGGGAGCUGGGAAAAUGUGAUGCUGGAGAUUCAGGUAGGGAGCCUUACAUUGCAGCCCACCAUCAGAUACUCGCCCAUGCAUCGGCCGUCAGAAUCUAUAAAGAAAAGUAUCAGGCCCUUCAGAAGGGGAAGAUUGGAGUAAGUUUAGUCUCUCACUGGUUUGUUCCCUUCUCCUGUUCGAAUUCUGACAAUGAUGCAGCAAGACGCGCUAUAGACUUCAUGCUUGGAUGGUUUAUGGACCCCCUCACCUCAGGAAACUACCCCAUGAGCAUGAGAGGAUUGGUCGGAAAUCGUUUGCCGCAGUUCACCAAAGAACAAUCUAGAUUGGUCAAGGGUGCAUUUGACUUCAUUGGAAUCAACUACUACUCUGCAAAUUAUGCUGAUGACCUUCCUCCAUCAAAUGGCCUAAAUAUCAGCUACAAUACUGAUGCUCGAGUUAAUCUUACCGGUGUCCGAAAUGGUGUCCCUAUAGGUCCUCAGUAUGCUUCACCUGGGCUCUACGUGUACCCUCAAGGACUCCGUGAUCUGCUUCUUUAUGUGAAGGGGCACUAUGGCAAUCCUGACAUCUACAUCACCGAAAAUGGCUUCAAUGAAGUCAAUAACAAAAGCCUACCACUCCAAGAAUCCCUCAUGGACGACGCCAGGGUGGAGUACCAUCACAAGCACCUUGACAUCCUGCAAAGCGCUAUAAGAGACGGAGCAAACGUGAAGGGGUAUUUCGCAUGGUCCCUGCUUGACAACUUCGAGUGGGUGUACGGAUACACCAUGCGGUUCGGGCUACACUUCGUGGACUACGACGAUGAGCGGAAGCGAUACCCCAAGCACUCUGCCCGCUGGUUCAAAAAGUUCCUGAAAAACUAA